GUACAUCUUUCUCUCUCUAAAAAAUCUCCUCUCUCUAAAAAAAACACAAUUCAAUUUCUCAUAAUUUAUGAGGCUUUAGGCGACUGGAGCAACCUUUCGAUUAGCUUAUUCACUCUUUUAGUUAAGUAUUUCGCUUUUUUAUUAUCGAUGGAUCAUUUUGGUUUGAGAAGAGAAGCUAGUAUUGAUAGUAACGAUACAAAAGGCGAUGAAAACAAUAGUAAUUUGGACCUAAAAAGAGGUUCAUGGACUGUUGAAGAAGAUUUCACUCUUAUGAAUCAUGUUGCUGUUCAUGGUGAAGGCCGUUGGAAUUCCCUCGCUCGUUCAGCAGGUUUAAAGAGAACAGGGAAAAGCUGCAGAUUAAGAUGGCUUAAUUAUCUUAGACCAGAUGUUCGACGUGGAAAUAUUACACUUGAAGAACAAUUGUUGAUUCUUCAACUUCAUUCUCGUUGGGGCAAUAGGUGGUCGAAAAUUGCACAACAUUUGCCAGGAAGAACAGAUAACGAGAUAAAAAAUUACUGGAGAACCCGAGUGCAAAAACAAGCCAAACAACUAAAAUGUGAUGUGAAUAGCAAAGAAUUCAAAGAUACGUUGAAUUAUCUUUGGAUUCCAAGGCUUGUUGAGAGAAUUCAAGCUUCUUACAAUUCAAAUAAUCAAGUGAAUAUUCAACAAACAAAUGAUAAUAUUAUUAGUAAUAAUAAUAUUCUUCCAAAUUAUUCUAGUACAACAACAACAACUUCAUCAGAAAACUCAAUUGUGACACAAAUUUCAGACAUGUCUGAUAAUUGCUACACUAAUUACCCUCUUAAUCAAGGUGAUUAUGGGGAAAUCUUGAUUAGUCCCACAGGUGAUUAUUUUCAACAAGGUGCACUAGACUUCAGAACAGUGGAUAUUAUUAAUGAUAAUAAUAAUGAUCAACAAAAUAUGAGCCAAUUAUUUUUGGAUGAUCAUGUUUCAGACAAUUUGUGGAACAUUGAUGAUUUGUUGUUUUUACAACAACAACUCAAUUAACAAUGAUGACUGAGGUCUCGAGUUCGAGCUUUGCAUUUGGAAAAAAUUAUGCAUUGUCGAAUUCAAAUUAGCCAGAUUCUAGAAUAAACAGAAUCAAGUGUAGAAAUCACAAUUAGGGUCAUUAUUACUCAUUACAAUUCACAAAAGAAUAGUUUUUUUUUAAUCUUUAUUUAUGUUGUGAGCUACAUACAUUAUAACCUUUCUGAAGGAUUUGUAACAUUUAUCUCUUUUAAUUAAUUAAGGAUUUAAAAGGAUUUA
Solanum dulcamara is the source of this 1266-nucleotide messenger RNA. Its product is annotated as MYB-like transcription factor EOBI. NCBI's taxonomy places the organism in Eukaryota, Viridiplantae, Streptophyta, Magnoliopsida, Solanales, Solanaceae. The coding region runs from base 148 to 1008 and encodes 286 amino acids. The record is from RefSeq and is a predicted model, not a curated record. The transcript is spliced from 3 exons. Gene Ontology annotation, molecular function: DNA-binding transcription factor activity; sequence-specific DNA binding. Gene Ontology annotation, biological process: regulation of DNA-templated transcription. Gene Ontology annotation, cellular component: nucleus.